GUCAGCAGCGGAAUUUGACAGAUUGGGUUUCACUCCAGCGGACCGUCUCUCCACGAAUCCGCUGGUAUAACUUGAGCGAACACAUCACAGUAUAGUGUCAUAUUUUCUGUGAGAAUCGUCAGAGAUAAAUCUAGUCUUGCGCGGAUUGUGUUAAUAUCAAUCAACAUUGACGGGCGGCGCGUGUUACCUCGCUCAGCAUCGAAUACGGUUAAUAAUGCAGCUGACUCGAAAUCAGAUGACAUGAGACUUGUGCGUACAGUGAUGAGGAAGCGCGAUAUUAAUCGCCGCGAGGGAUAUUUAUCGAAAACGAAAAAUGUUCGUCAGAGAUCCCUGUGGCAUCAUAUGCAUUAUCGUGACCUACGUAGCGGUGUUUUACGCUGAUUACGUUGUAGUACGAUGGAUCGUGUUGCACACCAUGCAAGACAGCUUAUGGGGCCCCUUCCAUGUAAUAGCAUUCAAUACUAUUGUGCUUUUCCUAAUGAUGGCACACUUGAAAGCUGUCUGUAGCGAUCCUGGUAUAGUACCUUUACCGCAAAGCAGAAUGGACUUUUCUGACAUUCAUGCUUCUGGAGGAAGUGAUGACCAUGAUGGUGAUGAGAAAGAUGAUUGGACAGUAUGUACUAGAUGCGAAACAUACAGACCACCUAGAGCUCAUCAUUGUCGGAUUUGUAAACGUUGCAUCAGAAGAAUGGAUCAUCAUUGCCCAUGGAUUAAUAAUUGCGUCGGCGAAAGGAAUCAAAAAUACUUCAUACAGUUUCUGGUAUAUGUUGGUGCAUUAGCUAUAUACGCUAUCAUCUUAGUAAUCUUAUCUUGGAUCAACGACUGCCCUCAAUGCAAUAACGACAUUGCCAUCAAGCAAAAUCGCAUUUUACAUUGCGUAAUAUUAGUCCUGGAAUCGGCACUAUUUGGUAUGUUCGUCAUAGCGAUAUUAGUGGAUCAGUUCCAAGCGAUCCUAGGUGACGAAACCGCCGUGGAGCGCGUACAAGGUACUCAGCGUUACCACAAUAAAAAUGCACCACGAACGUUUGCGCUCCUGUCUCAGGUGUGUGGGAAGAGCCAUCCGAUAUUUUGGUUGUUCCCUUGCCACAAUCCGCCGCGUUAUUCUUUCAGGAAGGAUGCGUAUUUAAUCGAUCACGUAGUAUAAAAUUACACGAAAUGUAUAUCUGCACGGUAUUUUAUCCCUUUGUAUUAUUAUAAUUUUUAUAAUGAUUUAUUAACGAUCCAUUCCUUGAAUUCGCGUAUGUUAACACACCGAAUUAUCGAUACAUAAUAUAGAUUCAAAACUUGUAGCUAUAUAACGUUUCUACUGCGCGAAAAUGAAGUAUUUAUAACCUGACUAUAUUAAGACUAUUAUUGCU
Molecule: messenger RNA, 1358 nt
Organism: Dinoponera quadriceps
Lineage: Eukaryota; Metazoa; Arthropoda; Insecta; Hymenoptera; Formicidae
Gene: Dnz1
Product: palmitoyltransferase ZDHHC3
Exons: 4
Coding region: 314-1144 (276 amino acids)
Biological process (GO): peptidyl-L-cysteine S-palmitoylation; protein targeting to membrane
Cellular component (GO): Golgi apparatus; endoplasmic reticulum
Molecular function (GO): protein-cysteine S-palmitoyltransferase activity
Source: RefSeq, a predicted model, not a curated record